Messenger RNA from Rhea pennata, 1107 nucleotides. It is a transcript of the gene B3GNT4, whose product is annotated as UDP-GlcNAc:betaGal beta-1,3-N-acetylglucosaminyltransferase 4. Lineage: Eukaryota; Metazoa; Chordata; Aves; Rheiformes; Rheidae. Gene Ontology annotation, molecular function: N-acetyllactosaminide beta-1,3-N-acetylglucosaminyltransferase activity. The transcript has a single exon. Gene Ontology annotation, cellular component: Golgi membrane. Bases 22 to 1107 code for a protein of 361 amino acids. The record is from RefSeq and is a predicted model, not a curated record.
GGCUCUGCCCCGGACACUGAGAUGUAUCCCAGGAUCAGGAAGCUCGCGCUCUACGCCUUCUCCAUCGCCCUGCUCGCCUGCCUCCUUUACAUGAGGAAAGACGAUAACCUGGCGGCAUCGUCAGGAGACCGGAAAGCGGCCGUAGCAAAUCUCGAGCCUGCGGUUCUGGGCCGUGUUGAACCCGGCAGGUGUCUGCCGAACCUGACCCUGGCUAAUUCUUCUCUCGCUCUUCCGGAGCUGCACCGCGUCUUCCUAACGUACAAGCACUGCCGGAUCUUCUCCACGCUGCUGAAGCCCUCCAGGUGUAGUAGAGAGACGUUCUUGCUGCUGGCAAUUAAGUCUUCCCCCAUCAACAUAGACCGGCGGGUGGCAAUCAGGAACACCUGGGGGAAGGAGGGCUCCAUCGGCUGCAAACGCGUCCGGCUGGUGUUCCUUCUAGGGCGCUCCGAGGCCAGAAUCCAAGCGCACCCCCUGCACCAGCUGCUGGCUUACGAGAGCCAAGAGUUUGAUGACAUCGUGCAGUGGGAUUUCAUUGACAACUUCUUCAACUUGACCCUCAAGGAGCUGCACUUCCUCCGCUGGUUCAUGGAGGACUGCCUGCACGCUCGCUUUGUGCUCAAGGGCGAUGACGAUGUCUUUGUCAACACUUACAACAUUGUUGAGUUCCUCCGAGAACUGGACCCUGAGCAGGAUCUCUUUGUUGGCGAUGUGAUCGCCAAGGCUCGGCCCAUCAGAAACACCAAGGUGAAGUACUUCAUUCCGGAGUCCAUGUACAGAGAGCCCUACUACCCUCUGUACGCUGGUGGGGGCGGCUACGUGAUGUCUAGGGAGACCGUGCGCCGCCUCCAGAGCACAGCAGAGGACACGGAGCUCUUCCCAAUAGAUGAUGUCUUUGUGGGAAUGUGUCUGGCAAAGAUGGCCGUGACCCCGAAGAACCACGCUGGCUUUAAGACUUUUGGGAUCCAGAGACCCUUUAAUCCUUUUGAUCCGUGCUUGUACAAAGAGCUGAUGAUUGUGCACAAAUUGAACCCCACUGAGAUGUGGCUCAUGUGGACGCUGGUCAAGGACGACGGCAUUAGGUGUGCGGUAUCAGUAAUGCGGCCCUAG